AUGAAUAUAAUAUAUGUGUUACUGGUGGUAAUUUGUCUCCUAACUGUAUGUGAUUGCAAAUGUAAGACUGGCUACACACAGUGUAACUACAGUAAUGAAUGUGUAUAUGCUGAUCUUGCUUGCUAUGGAUGGAAAAAAUGUCCUGAUAACACAUUCCCAGAGGCCUGCAGAGAUAUUGAGUGUCAAAAAGGGUUUAUAAAAUGCAAUGACCAGCUACAGUGUAUAAACGCUGACCUCGUAUGUCACCUGAAGGAACAUUGUAUCGAUAAAAGUAUUCCAAAAGCUUGUAAAGCAUUUAAAUGCCCUGAAUACGAAGUGAAAUGCUUGGACGGCAAUAAAUGUAUCCACGAAGAGGAACUAUGUGAUGGCAAGUCUUCUUGCCUUGAUUCAUCAGAUGAAUAUAAAGACUUUUGUAGAGGCCAUAAAUGUAGUUGGGGCUAUACUAAAUGUGACGAUGGAUUGCAAUGUAUUCCUGAGAAAAAAAUAUGUGACGGUACAGUCAGCUGUCGAGAUGGAUCUGAUGAAAACGCAGAUAUGUGUUCCGGGUACAGAUGCUUUCGAGAUUGGGUGAAGUGUUCCGAUGGACUUCAAUGUAUUAAACUAGAGUUCCUUUGCAAUGGUGAGGCAAAAUGCAAUGAUGGUACUGACGGUUAUAAUGGAGCAUGUAAAGAUUAUCAGUGUCCACAUCUCUAUACCAAAUGUCCUAGCGGAGGACAGUGUAUUUAUGAGCAACACACGCUAUGUGAUGGCAAACAAGAUUGUGACAAUGGAAGUGAUGAAUCCAAAUACUUUUGUACAUACUACCAAUGUGAACAGCCAUAUAUCAAAUGUCCAAGCGGAUUACAGUGUAUUUACCCUAGAAGAAAUAUUUAUUGUAACGGAAUAGAUGAAUGCGUUGAUGGAUCUGAUGAAGCUGACAGAUUUUGUCGUUAAAGCAAGCCCACUACAGGGAACCUUGUAAGAUUCCGCACAAGGACAGAUACAAAACCCGAUGAAAUUCAUAUAUUUUCAAAUCUAAAUAAACAAA
Messenger RNA from Mytilus californianus (California mussel), 1027 nucleotides. Its product is annotated as low-density lipoprotein receptor-like. The transcript is spliced from 9 exons. Lineage: Eukaryota; Metazoa; Mollusca; Bivalvia; Mytilida; Mytilidae. The record is from RefSeq and is a predicted model, not a curated record. The coding region runs from base 1 to 933 and encodes 310 amino acids. Gene Ontology annotation, molecular function: protein binding.